Molecule: messenger RNA, 1841 nt
Organism: Drosophila grimshawi
Lineage: Eukaryota; Metazoa; Arthropoda; Insecta; Diptera; Drosophilidae
Gene: Gs2
Product: glutamine synthetase 2 cytoplasmic
Exons: 5
Coding region: 229-1338 (369 amino acids)
Cellular component (GO): cytoplasm
Molecular function (GO): glutamine synthetase activity
Source: RefSeq, a predicted model, not a curated record
UUGUUGUAAGUAGUAGCAGUAAUAACAAUUUGUUGCUGCUGUCGCUUGGGUUUUAGUCUGACAUUAUAAAUUGAGUUGGAAUAACGCAUUCUAGCUUAGUCGUGUUCCAGUAAAGGUUACGCGCGCUACCCACUCAGCGAACAACAUAAAACAUUUAAAACUAACAAAUUUUUCCUUACAAAUAAUAAACUCGCCUUCUCAAGCUAAAUUCAACAAAUCGAAAACAGUAUGUCUGCUAGAAUUUUGGAAGACUCGCCCAAUGCGCGCAUAAAUAAAACCAUUUUGGAUCGUUAUCUCACUCUGCCCGUAGAGGAUAACAUUGUACAGGCUACCUACAUUUGGAUCGACGGCACUGGUGAGGAUCUGCGCUGCAAGGAUCGCACCCUUGACUUUAUACCAUCGAACCCAAAGGAAUUGCCUAUUUGGAACUAUGAUGGCAGCUCUUGCUAUCAGGCGGAGGGCAGCAACUCGGAUACCUAUCUCUAUCCGGUUGCCAUCUACAAGGAUCCAUUCCGACGAGGCAACAACAUUUUGGUUAUGUGCGACACCUACAAGUUCGAUGGAACACCCACCGCCACCAAUAAGCGGAAGUCGUGCCUCGAAGUGGUCAAUAAGUGCGCGGAUGAAGAGCCCUGGUUUGGCAUUGAGCAGGAAUACACAUUCCUUGACUUCGAUGGCCAUCCGCUUGGAUGGCCCAAGAACGGUUUCCCCGGCCCACAGGGUCCCUAUUACUGCGGCGUCGGUGCUAAUAAAGUCUACGCUCGCGACAUUGUCGACGCUCACUAUCGUGCCUGCCUUUAUGCUGGCGUUAAGGUGUCCGGGACCAAUGCGGAGGUGAUGCCUGCUCAAUGGGAGUUCCAGGUGGGUCCCUGCCUAGGCAUCUCGAUCGGCGAUGACCUCUGGAUGUCACGCUUCCUCCUACAUCGCAUCUCAGAGGAGUUUGGUAUUGUGGCCACCCUGGAUCCCAAGCCAAUGCCGGGCGACUGGAACGGCGCCGGCGCACACACCAAUGUGUCCACCAAAGUGAUGCGCGAGGACGGCGGCAUACGGGAGAUUGAGAAGGCUGUGGCUAAGCUAUCCAAAUGCCAUGAGCGCCACAUUCGUGCCUAUGAUCCCAAACAGGGACAAGACAACGCACGCCGCCUGACAGGCAAGCACGAGACCAGCUCGAUCAAUGACUUUAGCGCUGGUGUGGCCAAUCGUGGUUGCAGCAUACGCAUACCUCGCGGCGUCAACGAUGAUGGCAAGGGUUACUUCGAGGAUCGACGCCCCAGCUCCAAUUGUGAUCCCUAUUCAGUGGUGGAAGCCAUUCUGCGUACCAUUUGCUUGGACGAGUAGAAAUCGUCUUGCAUCUGCAGUUGCCCAGCAGCCUGAUGUUGUUUACCAGACCCGGACCCGCCUCCUAGGCGGAGUUAGCAAUCAGCGCAGUCAUACACAAUCAAAACAUACUAGAAUAUAAGUAUAUCCAAUCUUUUUUUUGUUUGUGUCGAUUCAAGCAGCUUAUAAUGCGUAUUUUUUUAAAUGUUUUUUUUUUUUUUUGUUGAACAUUGUUGUUAGGUUAUAGAUAUUAAUGGAACACGUUAAAAACUAGAUUUAAAUCUGUAUGUCGAAUGAACAGUUUUUGCCCAAAUGGCUCACAGCAUUACCAAGUAUACCCACCAAGAGCACCAAGAUGAACAUAAACUGAAAGAUAAAAUGGGUAGCCAAAGUUAAUGUGCUUUCUAAUUGAGGCAUACAUACAUAACUAUAUUGAUAUUAUUUAACUAAAUUAAUACCUAUACACAACUACAUAAAUACAUACAUAUACUCCCUAGUGAAGUAAAUGCGCGAAAAAAUGAAAA